Molecule: messenger RNA, 375 nt
Organism: Microthlaspi erraticum
Lineage: Eukaryota; Viridiplantae; Streptophyta; Magnoliopsida; Brassicales; Brassicaceae
Source: the annotation of a GenBank genome assembly
AUGAUGAUGAAGAAACAAUUAAUACUUGGAGUGAUCUUGUUCGCACUCUUCGUAAUUUUCUUGGACACCACACAAGUCGAAGCGGCUAGGCCGUUUCGAGCCGACGAUGAGAUCGGGUUCGUGUUUCAGUUGCUGCAGAGGGCUCCCGUGCCACCGUCAGGUCCAAACGGUUGUACCAACAUCAAUGGUUCUCCGGACCCGCUAACUGGGCCCCUUUGGAGCGACUGGAACAUGAACCGGAUCCCAUCGGCGGCGGUUGGGAAUGGCCUCAUGGCUUCCACUUGCUUGAUAUCUAAGAAAACAACGAAAAAGACGACUAACAUGAUAACGAUCAUAACUUGUCUCUUCAUGUUCGUCUUACACUCUUACUCCUAA